Microthlaspi erraticum is the source of this 393-nucleotide messenger RNA. The record is from the annotation of a GenBank genome assembly. NCBI's taxonomy places the organism in Eukaryota, Viridiplantae, Streptophyta, Magnoliopsida, Brassicales, Brassicaceae.
AUGCCGCUCCUAUUGAUCCUCCCUCGAGUUCACGUUCCAGGCCCUUAUCCAGCAUCUCCGGGCGAGUUCCCAUUUACGACUCAGACUCCGAAUCGUCAGUAUUGCGUUUUCAUGAAACAGAACCAUAUGGAGAAAGACAUGGCAAUUAUGGGGUACAAACUGAUACUGAGAGGGUUGAAGUUUUACGAUAACCAUGGAGCGAUCCCUGAAGAGAAGACCCUGGGACAGAUGUUUAUGCUUGACAUAGAUGCAUUUAUGUCUCUCAAAAAGGCUGGUCUAUCAGAAAACUUAGCUGAUUCAGUCAGCUAUGUCGACAUUUACAAUGUGGCGAGGGAAGUUGUCAAGAAACCUUCUGGAGGCAGUAGCGGAGCUCAUAGCCUCCAAAAGUUUUGA